GACACCAAGCAAAGAUAAUCAUUGCCAUCACAGCUUUUGGAAUUUUCAGCAUUCUUUUUUGCUGUUUCCUGUUCAUAUCACAUUCGAAUGGAUAUUCAUUCUUUCGGAAAUUCUAUCCUAUCGAUCGCACACGAAUGAUUGUCGUUUCCAAAUAUACGGAAGAUGUUUCAUGGCUCGAUACCUACCUUCCACACAUUCCACAUGCAGUCUACGAUCGAUUAAAUCCACAGGCGCCAUACAUUGUCCAUUCGAAUAGAGGACACGAAGGAUCCACCUAUCUGAAAUACAUCAUUGACCAUUAUGAAACUCUACCUGAAAAUAUUGUCUUUGUCCAUGGCCAUAGGAUUGCAUGGCACUGUCGAGAUAUGGUCACAAUUUUGGAAAAUUUACAUUGGGGAAAGUUUGAUUAUGUUUCGUUGAAUCCAGCUUAUUUUCAGGUUCUCAAUUCGACCAGUAGUGAUUAUUUGGCUGUGUCCAAGUAUUGGCCACGUCUUUUUGAGGACACACUCGGUCAAAUGCCUCCUCUCAUUAAGGAUUGGUGUUGUGCCUCAUUUCAUGUGAAAGGAAAACGAAUUAGGAGACAUCCAAAGAGUUUCUAUCUGAGAUUAUAUGAAUGGUUACAAUCUGGAGAGGAGGAAAAUUAUUGGUCGAGUAGAAUUAUGGAACAUGUUUGGGUUUUGAUGUUUGCCUCGAAAACACCUGAACCUGAUGUGAAUUUGUGUGACAUUGCCAAUUGUAGAAAUAUUGUGGGACAUAGGGCAUUUUCAUUCAAGACAGUGAAUGGUGAAUUGAGGGAAUUAAAUCAAUUGGAACAGAAAUUGUUGUAUUUACAGAGGAAUCCACAUAUUAAAGAUAUUUAGAUC
Naegleria gruberi is the source of this 863-nucleotide messenger RNA. RefSeq lists its product as uncharacterized. The coding region runs from base 135 to 860 and encodes 241 amino acids. The record is from RefSeq and is a predicted model, not a curated record. The transcript has a single exon. NCBI's taxonomy places the organism in Eukaryota, Heterolobosea, Eutetramitea, Acrasida, Naegleriidae.